UGGCGGGUCGUUACCUGAAGCCUCGGAUGCGAACAUUUAGUACUGGUAGAACGAGAAGUGAGAUUCGUAGCUUCGAACUUGUCAUACUUGUGAGACUUAAUUCUAGUUUACCUUGCACUAUGGAUAUCAGAAGCGUUGUCGCAUCCGCAGCCCUUGAUGGGCUGCAUGAUGUAUUUCCGACUGAAGCCGAAUGAGACCCUCUCCGACCUGAGCCAAAGGUGGAACAUGGACACGCUGUAUCGUCCCCUCACGGGGGAGAUGGUCUCCCUCAUUGUUAUUCUCUCCGUCUUCACCAUUGUUGGCUCCGUCGGCAACGGCCUCGUUAUAUUCGUGUUUCAGAAAAUCCGUGAAAAGACCACGGCUCACGUGUUCAUCAUUACGCUUGCUGUUAUUGACCUGUUCGCAUGCAUGGUAAUAAUCCCAUUUACGAUUGUCGUGGAAUACCUUCGUUACGACAUCCGGUACGACUUCCUGUGCAAACUGUACCAGUUCUUGAUCACGUCGGAGAUCCCACUUUCGGCAUUCAUAAUGGUGGCAAUAGCGUUCGACCGUUACUUCUGCAUCUGUCAUCCGCUGAAGACGAUUCUUACUCCAAAGAGAACCAAAAUUGUAAUCGGCUGUUUGACCUUGUUUGCCUGUACGCUUGGGAUUGUUACAGCUUUAGCGUUCGGCGUCUAUCAACGCAUCGUGAUACCAGACUACAGUUCCCCAGACUUGGAUGAGAACUCAACCAUACCAUCCAUAACGGAACCCAGAAUAUUCAGCAUGCGACCAAUGGCUGACGAGUCCCCGAAAGAAAAUGACAUCAACAAGCUUCUGAUGAGUCGAGUGUUUCAAUACAUGUCUGUGCACAAUAUAACCCGGAGGGCUGUGAUAAGGGAAAGUGGCUUCCGAGGACCGUACACGACCAUGAACAUGUAUAUCGGCAUUUGUCAGCCAACGCAGGAAAUCCUCAGUUUUGGUUUUGUGAACAUCUACCAAAAGGUGUACUCCUCUUUGUACCUCUUCUGCUUGGUUAUCGUCGGCGUCCUGUACGGCAUGAUCUACAAGUUCAUCACGUCACGUCGGUCGAGGAAGUUGCAGCAGAAGUUGACAAUGUGCACGUACAUCAACGGAGAGAAUGGAUACGAAGCUACGCGCCUUACUCUUCUAAAUGGGCACGAUGAGGAAAAACAAAAUGGGGACAACGAACAGAUGACAAAGGAUCGUGGUCGAAACGCUUCCGGGAACAGGAAUUCGGGGAGGCAUUAUGAAGCAGAAAGGUUACGUGAGGAAACAAGAGCGGCGAAUAUCAAAACAGCUUUAAUGUUGUUUGCAGUAACAGUCGUGUUUAUCGUUGCUUUCCUGCCAGCCUGGUUGAUGACGUACCGUAUUGUUCCUACCGUCAUCGUUGUUUUUUAUUCUUAUUUUGUGUACAACGUUGCCAAUCCUUUCAUUUAUGCCUUCAUGAAUCACAUUUUCAAAGAUAACAUUCAUAAAAUAUUUAGUUGUUAACAUUCAUCUCCAAGCAAUAAACCAGCAGCGAAGUUGGUGUCCUUGACCUUUCUGUGCGUGGUGAUCUUAACCUACAUGUGCGUGGUGACCAAGGAUCCAAGCUUACAGAACACACUGACAACACUCAGCAUCUUUCUGUGUGAAUGAGAGAACAAUGAAACAAGAUCUUCAAGAUUUAGUGGGACACUGACAAUGAAACACAUUUUACAGCCUUGCAUUCAAACCCUUGGUUUAAUUGUUACGGAGUGUCAACCAUGUGGCUACCGUCAUCCUACCCUCAAUGUCGAAGGUCGUGUUUACUAGAAUCGGAUCACUAGUGAUAGUGUAUGAAACUGGUAACUUGAUAUCAUAGUGUGAUUAUGGAAUUUGUCGAUUGUAAAUACCCAAAGAGUGGGAGAACGUGUGCGCAAAGCAUUUGAUUUGUCAGUGGUAAUUGAAACUGUAUUGACUUGUGAAUUGAAAUUAACUUGUGGCGGAAAUAGCUAUGUGAAUUGAAUAAUGGACAAUGGAUUGCAUCAAAUAUCUACUUCGCAGUGAGGAUGUGAAUUAUUGUUUAGAGCCUGGUAGGACAUGAACUAUAUUCAAAGAAUUGAAUUGAAACAAAUGAAUACAUGUCCUGGCGAAUACAGGUGUGACAUAUGAAUGUUCAAAAAAAACAUCGGCAUCUCGAAGAGAAGAUAACAAAUUUAAUGAGCGUUUAAGAUAUUCGCAGCCUCGUAUGUGGAAAUGACGAGCAAGGCUUUUCUCUACACAGCUCCAAAGGAGUUGACAAAUGUUUUGAUUUGCACAGGACAGAUAAACCUGUUUUGUCAUCAAGAAUGGUCAUACAAGUACACUAACGAAUGCAACAACGGGUCAAACAGAUCGAGAACAGAUGUGCGAUUAUAUGUUUAGACAAUUG
Haliotis rufescens (red abalone) is the source of this 2395-nucleotide messenger RNA. RefSeq names its product C3a anaphylatoxin chemotactic receptor-like. Bases 157 to 1494 code for a protein of 445 amino acids. Gene Ontology annotation, molecular function: neuropeptide receptor activity. Gene Ontology annotation, biological process: neuropeptide signaling pathway. The record is from RefSeq and is a predicted model, not a curated record. The transcript is spliced from 2 exons. Gene Ontology annotation, cellular component: membrane. NCBI's taxonomy places the organism in Eukaryota, Metazoa, Mollusca, Gastropoda, Lepetellida, Haliotidae.